Molecule: messenger RNA, 1482 nt
Organism: Scatophagus argus
Lineage: Eukaryota; Metazoa; Chordata; Actinopteri; Scatophagidae
Exons: 3
Coding region: 1-1482 (493 amino acids)
Source: RefSeq, a predicted model, not a curated record
AUGAUUUGGCGUUGCUUUAUAUGCUACAUAUUUUUGGCAUUGACUCUGAAACAACUUUUGAGUCACAUUAAUACUAUGCACAGUCGCAACCCUGACUUUCGCGUGGUGUGCGGGAUUGAUGGCUGUCCAAGUGAGUACAGGGUGUAUAACUCCUUCUACUAUCACGUGAAGCGUACACACGCACAGCAUCUUCUCCAAGUUGAAGCGGCGGAGGAAGAAAGACCGACUUGCCACGGUUUACCGGGAGCAGGUGAAAGGACAGCCACAAACGACCAAACCAAUGCAAGCCCUGUGGCUGAAGCGGAGAGCUCAAGCAUCUUAACUCCAGUGAGUGGAUUUGAAGAAGAUGGAGAUGGUCACAUGAAUGUUGACCUUUCUAAACAUGCAACUGCAUUUCUUCUUCAAGCCAGAGAAACCCAUCGACUGACACAGAGAGCUGUUAACCAAAUGGUGAGUGGAGUCCAGCAAUAUCAGGCCGCAUUACUGGAGCACCUCAAACAGCAAAUGAGUGACAUGAUUGAGAGACAUUCUGGGAACCUGGAUCAACUAAAGAGUGAUGCAAUGGGGAUAUUUGAUCAGUUUGUUGACCCUUUCAGUCAAAUUGCUUCCACCCAUUUGCAGGAUAAGACCAUCAAAGAACUGUUAGAACCAGUUGAACCAGAGAUUGUUUUCACAAAACAAACAGUAUGUUAUGUGAAACAUGGAGACUCCAGAGUUCUUACCAUUAAGGACCACUGUUUUCAUUAUAUACCGUUGGUGAAAAGCUUGGAGCAGCUGCUAUCACAUCCAAGAAUUAUUGCAAUGAUUGAUGAGAGGCCACAGACAUGCAAGGAUGGAUUUUUUCAUGAUUUCAUUGAUGGAGACAUUUUUAAAUCGCACCCACUGUUUUUGAAAUUUCCCACAGCAUUGCAGUUGAUUUUAUAUACAGAUGAAAUUGAGCUAUGCAAUCCUCUUGGAUCUCGGGCAAACAAAAACAAAUUGUUAUUAAUUUAUUACACCUUAGGUAACAUCAACCCUAAAUACAGAUCAAGACUUGCUGCCAUUCAUCUGCUUGCCAUGGUAAAAUCAAAAGAUCUUUCCCAUUGUGGUAUUGAUGAGAUGUUUGAGAGGAUUAACUGUGACUUAACUGAGCUGUGUGAUGGUGUCCAGGUUGUCACUGCAAAAGGUGAGAGGACAAUUUAUGGUGCACUUAUGUCUGUGUGCGGAGACACUCUAGCUCAGCAUGAAGUGGCUGGAUUUAAGAUAGGAGUGGGGUUUGCCUACAGUAAAUGCAGGCACUGCGAAUGCAACUUUGAAGACAUGCAGGAGCAAUUUAAUGAAGAUUUGUUUGUUAAAAGGACAAUGGCAAGUCAUAACAGGCAAUGUAAUGACAUUGAAAAAGCAAAUACUGACUUUCUGAAAGACAAUCUAAAAAUGACAUAUGGCAUAAACAGGAGAAGCAAAUUAACAGAAUCUCCUCACUUUGACAUAAUCAGUCAAUGA